AUGCACGGCGGCCUCUCGCCCGACCUGCGGUCGCUGGACCAGAUCAAGAAGAUCGGUCGCCCUACUGAUGUACCAGACGCCGGUCUGCUGUGCGACCUGCUGUGGGCUGACCCUGACAAGGACAUUCAAGGUUGGGGAGACAACGACCGGGGUGUGUCGUACACGUUCGGCGCGGAUGCCGUCACUGACUUCCUUGACCAGCACGACCUGGACCUAGUUUGCCGCGCUCAUCAGGUUGUGGAAGACGGUUAUGAGUUUUUUGCCAAGCGCCAGCUCGUCACAGUCUUUUCCGCACCCAACUACUGUGGCGAGUUUGACAAUGCCGGUGCCAUGAUGAGUGUGGACGAGAGCCUCAUGUGCUCCUUCCAGAUUCUUAAGCCGGCUGAAAAGAAGCCCAAGUUCGGUUAUGGGGCAGCAGGAGGGGCGCGUGGAGCAGGCCAACCACGAGGUGGACGGAACCGUCCACUCGUCAUGCCACUCGCCCGUCGACACGUGGCGGCGGAGGAGAGCUUGGCAUCGCCGAGCGUUCUCCGCGCAGCCAGCAGUGAUGACCCGCGGGGGAUGCUGGAGGGCGUGUCCAUGGCGUGCCUUGUGGGCCUCGUGAAGCAACUGGCUGUCCUUUCAGACCACGCCUCGCGUGUGUUCGAGGGUUUGGCGGCGGACCUAGCGGAGGUGGCGUCGCGGCGGGAGCAGGUGGCAGCGCGGGCCCGGGGAAUAGAGUCUGUGGUGGGACGGAUAGAGGAGCGCAUUCUUAAGGACAGCCACCCGCUCGCACUUGCGUACACGCCAGGCGUGCGAUGGCGCGCGCACGUGCCGACGGCGCAACAGGUGCUCCUCUCCGCCGACCGCCCGCUCGUCAUCGUCGCCGCGUACCAGAACGCCGCUCCCGCGCCCCCCCUGCAGCGCCUUCACAGGCUGUUGCCUUCACCCGCGGGAGAUCUGGCGGAAGGGGAAGAUGGUGGCUGUGGGACCAGGGAGGUGCGGGAAGCAGGGGGUGACUGGCGCGCAUGCGAUGACGCGCAGAGAGGAGGGGAAGAAGCUGCAGGCGAGGGGAGCGAUGGAGCUGACGGCAUUGAAGGCGGGGACUCCCGAGCCGCGCGGGCGGCGGAAAUCCUGCUGCAGCUGGGCCCCCAGUCCCCCCCCGAUGCCUCGUCGUGGAUGGCCGCGCGACUGCUCCGCUCCUCACUUCUUGCACCAUCCGUGGAGAUUAGAGCGGAGAGAGGAGAUCGCGAGCGGUGGAGUGGUGAUGACGUGGACGAGGGGUUGCGUCGGGGAGACGUGGGAGAGGGGAGGGAUGGGGAGACAAUGAGGGCAAGCUCUGAAGCACGGGCAGGGGAGGAUGGGGGUUAUGGUGAGCCAGGGAGAUGGAGCGAAGAAGCAGGGAGAGAGGAAUCAAGACUCGCGUUUGAUACCGAUCAUUGGGACGAGGAGGAACGGCACGUUGAGGAAGGCGCUAGGGAUGGAGAGCGCGAGGGGGAAGUGAGAGAGGAAGAGGAGGGUUCAGGAACGAGUGGGAGGGGAGAGAAGGGAAGGGCGGGUGAAGGGGCAGCGCUGGGGUGGUUGGAUGCGGGAGACGGGUUGGAAUUCGAUGUGACGCAAUUCGUGCGCGUGCUGGAGGAGGAAGGCGCGGAGGACACAGAGGAGCACGUGGGAGGUGCCCAUGAGUCGCUUCCAACCACACCAAGGGAGCAUGGCCGCGAUAGGCGAGAGGGGCGGCAGCAAGGGCAGGGAGUGGAGGUUGAGCAAGGGAAGGUGGAGGUGCAGGAGGAUAUUGGAGAAGGGAAGAUGGCAGGUACGGGGAGGGAGGAGGUGGAGGAGGAGGAAAAGGGUGAGGGGCAUGAGGCGCGCUUGCUUUCGAAUGGUAACUGGCAGUCCAGCGGUGGGAGUGAGGCGUCGGAAGAGGUUGAGAAAGGCGCGUUGGACGCGCAUGUUGAAAGGGAGGAAGAAGCCGCAGUGGAUUCUGAGGAGGACGAUGCUGAGGGGAUGGAGGAUGGGCGGGGAUCGUCAGCUGGGGAUGGGGAGGCAGUGGGGAAGAUCGAGCUUGGAGCAACGGAGCAGCAGCAGCUUGACAAGGCGAGAGAGUCGAACGUGCCAGGCGCUUCUCAGCAGCAUGAGCACAGGCAGCAGGAGGAGCAGCGAGAGGAAGAGCAGGAGCAGGAGGAAGUGCAUGGGGAGGACGCGGGAGACGGCGGCACAGCAGCGGUAUCUGCUGGUCGAUCAGCUCACCCCCAUUCGUCUUCACCCAAAGACGCAUUCGCUCUCCACACCCCACACUCCAUCUCCGCCACACCCACCCCGUCCUCGCCCACCCCACAGGCGCCAGUUACCAGCGGAGCAGCAGCAGCGUCGCCCUGCUCCUCCGCCUCCUCAUGCUCGUCUGUGUCUGGUCGUUCCAUGUCUCACUCCGUGUCCAAGUCACUCAAGGACUUGUCCGUGCUGCAGCAGAAGCUCAGGGCGCAGAGGGGCGACGUGCAGAGACUGGCAGCUGACAGCAUGCAGCUGCAGCAGUGGCUGGGCCUGCAACCACACCAAGUGCUGCUCUCGCCUUCCGCCUCUCCAAGCACUUCUGCUGCCGCUGCUGCUGCCGCUGCGAUCGCCCCAUCUGAUUCUGCUGUCUCUGCGCCUUCUGAUUCUCUCUCCAGCGGACACCAGCAUGGCAAGCAGCCAUCCGGAGCUGCUGAGAGCUUCAGCACGGGUGCCGGGAUUAGUUCCGGCAGCACCGCUAGCAGCAGCUGCAGUGUUGCUGGCAGCGGUGGCGGCGGUGACGGUGGUGGCGGCGAUGGGGCGAGCAGCAGCAGCCUCACAAGCAGGCCACGGCGAUUCAGCUUGGGCUCUGCGGCGAUGGGGGCAGGAGGAGGAACGGCAGGGGCGGCUUCUGCAGCAGCCUUGGCAGCUGCAGUGGCGGCAGCAGGAGGGAACCCAGUGGGUGUGGCAGUGCGCAGGGAGAGAGACGUGGCUGGAUCGCUCUGUGUGACUGCUGCUAACAGUGGUGAACCUUUGGCCGGUGCUGCUGAUUCUGUUACUGAUGUUGAUGGUGCUGCGGCUGUAUCAGAAGCACUGAACUUGGAUGGUGAGAAAGAGGGCAGGUCACAUGCAGGGUACAAUGGGGAGCACAGCUUGUCUGUGAAGCAGAGUGAGGUCACGCAGCUGAGCCAGGAGGGAGUUGGACCAGCGCUCCAGAGGCAGCAGGAGCAGCAGCAGAGGCAGGACCAGGAGCAGGAGCAGCAGCCGGGAAAGGAGAUACAGAAACAUGGUGGGCGGAGAGGAGGGAUUGAGGUGAUAAGGCGGAGUGCGUCCCUGCCUGCCGUCUUCCAGGAGCCAGACAAGGCCGAGCAACCACGUGUACAGGAGAACGAGCAGGGGCAUGAGCACAAGGGCGAGGGCGAGGGCGAGGGCGAGGGUGAGGGUGAGAAUAACGCCAGUCAGGGCAGCGAGGCGCAGGUGUCACCUCCCCAUCGUGCUCUUUCCCAUGCUCACUCCUUCGCUGCUGCCUCUGCUGCGUCCCCUUUCUUCCUGCCCCACCCACUCGCCCCCUCUUCUCCCCCUCAACUGCCCUCUGCUGCCUCUGCUGCAGUGGCAGAGACACAUGAGAAGGAGGCGGUUGAAUCUGCUGAUGCUGCUGCCUCUUGUCUUGCUGGUGCAAGAGACAGGGAUGUGCCGCCUGUUAGCUCCUCUACCCUGGAUUACCCAGCUCCACCUGCGUCCCAACCAUUUGGCUCUCAUAGCCCUGCUCCCCUCAUUGUCCCUUCCCCCUCCAUCUCCUCCUCCUCCACCUCCUCCUCCUCCUCGGCCUCUGCCCCUGUUCCCCCCUCUGUCACCUCUGCCCGCUCCUGCCUAUCUGCUUCCCCACAAACCGCUGCCUCUGCACAUUCCUCCCCAUCUGCCUCUUCCUCCUCCACAGUCCACUCCUCUCCCUCCCCCUCCACCUCUCGCCUCUCUGCCUCUGUUGCCUCCUCCACUCGCUCACCCUCCUCCUCUUCCUCCUCCGCCUCUCCAUCCCCCUCCUGCUCCUCGUCUUCCUCCUCCUCCCUGCUCCCCUCUUCCACCUCUCGCUCUCAGGCCUCCACACACACUCCCUCUCACCCCCGCAGUCGCACUCACUCCCUCGUUUCCCCUUCCUCGCCCUCUAUCCUUCCUGUCUCGUCCCUCUCAACUGCCUCCCACGGCAAAGCCCGCUCUUCCCAUCAGCACGCUUCUCCGCACUCGCCCACCACAAGCACCACCCGCCAGCGUGCAGUGCCAUACUCCCCCAAUGCGACCAGCGCUCACAUUCCCAGCUCCGUUCUCCUACCUGUGGAUACCAAUGCCACGGGUACUGUGGCUGCUGCCACUGCUGCUCCCUUGCUAUGUGCCUCCACACCGAACGCACCUCCUCGCACCUCCGUGCCCUCCAAUUUUCCCGCAGACCCCGCCUCUGGAGUCUCAGCUGCUCUCGCUUCUCCCUCCACCCGCCAGCCCAUGCCUCUGCUCUCCCCGCCGUUCUCUGCUGUGCCAGCUGCUCCUGGUAGCUCGUCAGCAGCGCCACUCACCUCCGCCCACGGCAGUAGUAGUACACUCACAGGGAAGCCAGUUCCAUCUUCGCUCACCCUCCUCCCUCAUGCCCAAUCUCCCUCCUCCCCACCACUCCACCCUGCUAGCUCGCCUCCCGCUGCUGCGGCCACCAGCAGCACCUUACCUACCUCGCCUAUCACCACUCCCAGCUCUUCGCUCCGAAUCAACUCUCCUCCCCCCUUGCCCUCCACACCUCCCUUUACCUCCGCCCUCCGCUCCCCUCACGCCAUUGCGAAGGCCCGUGCUCGUGCCCUAGUGCUCGCCAACUCCCUCUCACUAGACCCUCCUGCACCGCCUGCUUCUACUGCUGCCACUGCUGCUGCUGGCCCCAGCAGCAGCAGCAGCAAGCACACACACACUAUCGCGCACACCCAUGGCAGCAGCACCAAAGCCCCCCCCACCAGCCCCUCAGAAGCUCGUUCCCGUAGCCCUGUCUCCCACCGUACCUACCCUCGCCACCGCAAGUCUCCCCCUGCCUCCCCCCACGCCCUGCGCUCCCCCGCGCACCCUGUUUCGCCCCAGCAUGACGCGGGCGGAGGAGGGAGGAGAAGCAGGGUUGGGGGGAAGAGGGGUGGGCCAUUUCGGCAGAGGUCAGGGGAAUGGAUGGGGUGGGAGGAGAGAGAGGGAGAGGAGGAGGGUGCUUGGUCUAAUGCCACUGAGAUGGCACGAGCACAAAGUGAGCAGUGGGAGAGAGAGAGGGUGAGAGGGAGUGGAGCAGGGGCAGCAGGGAAGAGAAGGGAUUCGGGAGUGGGAGUGGGGGCUGGCAGGCGGGUGAGUGGUUCCGGCGAGAGGGAGAGAGAUGGGGAUGGUAGAGCUGAGGGGCAUAGGCAGCAGCUGAAGCAGCAGCAAAAUAGUGACUUGGAGGCGAUUGGCGUAGGGAAGGGGCACAUGGAGGAGAGCACACGAGGCGGUGGUCGAGAGCACACAGGAAAGAGGAGAGACGUGAAGUUGCAACAGGUGCAGCAGGUGCAGCCGGUGCAGCAGGUGCAGCCGGUGCAGCAGGGCAACGGGGCCCUGCCAGGAGCACCUGCCCUUGCUUCGCCCUUUGCACCAGCUGCCGCCGCUGCUGCUGCUGGAAGUGCAUUGCCCGCAGCAACAUCAAGCCAGUUUUCCCCCGCCCUUGUCUCUCCCCGUGCUGGCUCCUCCCUGCUGCCUUUGGCAUCUCCAAGCUACUCCCACACCCCUCCUGCCUCCCUCGGCCAUUCCUCCUCUGCUGCACCACCGUCCUCCUCCCACUCGUCUCACUUCUCUGCGAGCCAGCCCAGGCCGCUCUCGUCCACCAGCAAGGGCCCUGAUUCUCUCACACCUGCUGCCACACUGGCAGGGGCGGGUAUGAGAAGUGGAGUCAGCUCAGUGGGUGCGUCUGGUGCAGGUGGCAAGUGGGCAGGCAGUGGUGGUAGUUAUCGCAGCAGCGAUGGGCACACCCCAGGAAGUGUUCAGUCGCAUGCUGUAGGGAUGAGGGGUGGUGUGGGCAGUAGCAGCAACGACAGAGUCACUGGCAGUGGCGGCGGUUUCAGCCAGGUCCUCUCCUUAGAGCUGUCGCAGGGGCAUGGCGCCGUGGUGCUGGUGGCAGUGGCAACAGGAAUCCUUAACUUUUGGAUGAGUGCAGGCGUGAUGUCAGCGAGGAAGAAGUACAACGUUCAAUACCCGAUUCUGUACGCAUCUGAGUCUCACAAGAACGCCAAGGAGUUCAACUGCGUGCAGUCCCCUUGUCCACCCGCCCCUGCCAGUCUCCCAUACCCGGACGCCCCAGAGCGGUUACCCCUGCCCCAUUUUCCUCAAAUUCCUCCCCCUGUUAUCCGCUCUUCCCCUCGCCCCGCACCUCAUCCACAUUCCCAGGACUCCUCCCGACUCGGUUCCCUCAUCCUGGCUGUCUGCCCGUUCUAG
Closterium sp. Naga37s-1 is the source of this 6438-nucleotide messenger RNA. Lineage: Eukaryota; Viridiplantae; Streptophyta; Zygnematophyceae; Desmidiales; Closteriaceae. The record is from the annotation of a GenBank genome assembly.